Messenger RNA from Didymella exigua CBS 183.55, 1767 nucleotides. RefSeq lists its product as uncharacterized. Lineage: Eukaryota; Fungi; Ascomycota; Dothideomycetes; Pleosporales; Didymellaceae. Gene Ontology annotation, cellular component: mitochondrion. Bases 1 to 1767 code for a protein of 588 amino acids. The record is from RefSeq and is a predicted model, not a curated record. The transcript has 3 exons.
AUGGCCGCCCCAAUGCGCAGGAUAACGCGCGCCCCGCGGGCAAUCGACGCCUCGGCCGCGUUCCAGUCGACAGUGCGCCAACGGACGGCCUCGCCCUUGUGCACACGGCGCGCCUUCUCAUCGACUCCCGCACCCGCGUUCCUCCUGCCCGCCGGCAAGCAGGACAAGAAGAAGCACCAGCAGUUUGUGCGACGAUGGCAGAAGCGACUUCUGGGCGAAUCCGAGCCGAUUGGAGCCCACGUCGACCCCUACGACCCGACGUCGCCGGUACGGAUCGCGCCUGAGGACCAGGGCGAGGAGCUGGAGGUGCUCGAGGAGGAGGCGGCGCCGUCGUUUCCCGCGUACCGGAAGGCCAAGCACGGGCACAAGCUCAAGCACGUCGGCGGCGAGGCGUGGCUGGCGCGCAAGGACGAGGGCGACAUGGCGCGCGAGUUUGAGAAGCUGACGCUGCGCACGUACACGCCGCUGAGUCUGGCCAUGGCGGACCAGAUUGAGGAGUGGACCGGCACGCCGUACACGCUGCGCGACGAGAAUCUGCUGAUGGCGCAGACGGUUCAUCACGUGACGGGCCGACCGUACACCGAGUUCAACUUCGGCGUCAACAAGCGCACCUCCGACCCCAUCAAGCUGCGCAAGGCGUUUGCACAGGCCGUCGCCGAGGUCUACACGCUGCAGCAGGCCGGGCUCGACCUCGACCUGAGCAAGCUGCCCAACCAGGGCGUCUACAGGCGCCCGAGCUGGGUCAAGCACGUGAAGCUGCACCACACGCCCUCGGGCGAGCUCGCGCUGGCUUUUCCCGCGCACCGGAGCGCCGAGGACCUGCUCAAGCUCAUCCAGGCGACGCCCGAGUGGGAUGCCGCCGAGCCGCUGGAGGUCGACGAGCCGCUGGAGGUCGACGAGCUGCUCGUCGUCGACGCCGCGCCCGACGCCGUGCCCGUCAUGGACCCCGCGACGCCCGAGUUCAAGCGCGCCGCCGUCGUCAAGCAGGAUUCGGCCAAAGUGUUCGACUUCAUGUCCAACCGCCCCGUUCCCCGCGCGAAGCCUGUCGAGACGCCCGCUGAGGCCGUCGUCGAGCAGGCCGUCGAGGAAGUCGUCUUGGUUGCAGACAAGGUCCCGGUACAGCCCACACACGCUCCCUCCGCGCCCGCGCCCUCACGCCACGCCGACCUCGAGUCCCGCGCCCAGUCUCUGACCGACGCCAUCACCGCCCUGCGCAGCGAAGCCCGUCUGGACGCCGAAAACGCCGCCGCCCAGGUCAAUGAGGUCAUGUGGCGCCACGUGCCCCUGACCGACAACGCCGUCAAGUUCGCCCUGUUCAAGCGCCUGCUCCAGCUCACCGGCGCCCGCAUCCCUGACCCCCAGCUCACCUCGGCCCGCACCCUGGGCGACCUGUACAGCAACCUGCGCACCGCCGCCAAGCCCGCGCCCACCUCGCUCUUCAGCACGCUGCACGUCGAGGGCCAGAUACUGCGCGAGCGCGCCAAGACGCAGGUUCUCCCCUCGGCCGCCGCGGCCAAGAAGCGCGCCGACCUCGGUGACCUGCUGAUGCUGGGCAACGUCGAGCUCAGGCGCAGCAAGCCCACCAAGACGGAGAAGCGGACCAGCACCGGUCUGGAGAAGGUGGUGCAGUACGCGCUGUGGGAGAGGGGUUUGGACUCCAAGAGCCGCGGAAGGGUGCACCGCAGGCGGGAGAGAAGUGUUCCCGUUGGCGCGCCGUUGAGCGAGCAGAGCGCAAAGUUCCUUGUCGAGAGGUCGUCCGCGGCGUAG